AUGCAGACAGAGGCUCGGGUUCAUAGACGUCGACAGCUCACAAACCUAUCUGCUGAGCGACGAUUUGCUCAGCCGAAUUCUAGAAAGAACAUUGGAGCCGACUCCAAGCUUUUGUCAGUUCACAAAGAACGACUCAGAACUGCUGGACGAGUUGGGACGAAACGAUUUGUUGACCCUUGUAAGGUGUUUGUUGGAAACCUUCCCUUCAAUGUUGACGAAAAAGACGUGGCGAAGUUUAUUCUCAAUUCGAUGGGUCAAUCCCGAGUUAUUUUGCAUUCUUCCAAGGUUAUCUACGACUGGAAAACGGGCAAAUCAAAAGGAUACGGCUUUGUUCAAUUUAUUGAUCCUAUUUAUGCAACGACUUGUAUGGAACAAUGCGAUGGAAAAGAGUUCAAUGGAAGACCUUUGUCAAUUUCGCAAGGACAGAGGAAGGAGCAGGAGAACGAAUUGUACUUGAAGAAGAAAAAGAACAAGCCUUUGACUGAAGAAGAGGAAGUCAUUUCGAGCGCCCUUGAUUUAGCUGAGAGUGGCGAAGAAAUACCAGUGUUUGGAGGCAGCGACGAAGAUCUGGAAUUGGACGCUGCUCUGUUUGGAAUCGUCGGGGAUGAUGAUGACGACGACGACGACUACGAUGGCAUCUUCUUGGAGCGGAAGAAGUUUGAUGACAACGAUAUUGAUCCGAAUCUGAAUCGAGAACAAAGAAGAGAAGCUGCUCGUCGCCUGAAGCGAAAGAAGCUCCCCAGCAAGGGUUUUGGUUAA
Cylindrotheca closterium is the source of this 759-nucleotide messenger RNA. The record is from the annotation of a GenBank genome assembly. Lineage: Eukaryota; Bacillariophyta; Bacillariophyceae; Bacillariales; Bacillariaceae.